AUGCACUCUUCUAUCUACGCAAGUAUACGUCAGCUGUAUCCCAUUUCCUCACAUGCGGCGUGCGUCGUCCAUCUAAAGAGGAACAUCAAAGCGAUUUUCAAAUUUGAGGCUCUGGGAUCAUUGGUUUCAAGCACAGCAAGAUCUUACCGACUAAUUGAUUUCAACAAACUCUUUGCGAAGAUCAACACAAUGAACAGCAAAUGUGCAGACUACCUAACGGGUAUUGGUUUAGAGCAUUGGACAAGAUCUCAUUUCGUUGGGGAUCAUUUCAACGUUAUGACAAGCAACAUCGCAGAGUCAUUAAACAAUGUCUUGACAAUGGUGCGCGAUUACCCAGUUAUAUCGAUCCUUGAGACCAUCCGGUCAAUGUUAGUUACUUGGUUUGCCCUCCGCCGCGAAGCAGCCCAAUUGGAGGAAAACAUAUUGCCACCAAAAGUUAAUGAAAUGGUAAUGGAAAAUUUUGAAAAGGGAGCAGGCUAUAAGGUGUACAAAAUAUGCGAUGGCAUAUAUGAGGUCAGGGGUAAAGACGAUUCAGGUUUCGCAGUCCAUUUGUGGGACAGGACAUGCACUUGCCGAGAGUUUCAACUACUAAUAAUCCCCUGUAGACAUGCAAUAGUUGCAGCUAUUCAAGAAGGGGUCAGAGUUGAUACCUUGGUGUGUGUUAAGCACACUGUCCCAAAUCUGCGAUUGUCAUACCAAGGCUUGAUCAUGCCAUUCCCGGAUGUUGCUAACCUAACCCCUUCACCAAGCGAUGUGGGAGGAGGGAAGCUUGCUCCACCUUUUGUUCGAAGACCACUGGACGCCUACGCAAAUCACGUAUAUUUUCAAAGGGCGAGUUUAAGCGGACUUCACGGAAACGUUGCACAAGCUGCUGUUCACUAG
Camelina sativa (false flax) is the source of this 882-nucleotide messenger RNA. NCBI's taxonomy places the organism in Eukaryota, Viridiplantae, Streptophyta, Magnoliopsida, Brassicales, Brassicaceae. The record is from RefSeq and is a predicted model, not a curated record.